UGCUAGCUGUGUUGUCAUAGGACAGAAACAAAACAGUUGUUAUUUAGAAUAUUGUUUAUUAUAUAAACGAGUGUGUUUAAAAUGACAGUUACUUAGAUGGGACUUUUAAAAACAGUUCAGCUGAAUGAAACAAUGGUACAAUUUGUGAAAUAACAUGGAAUUACACGUAAUUGAAUUCAAAGACAAACUGAUCCCCUUCAAAGGUAAUAAUUAGUUAAAGUGUUUGUCAGUUUUGAAAAGGCAAGGAGUAAAGCAUGUGAUUUCUAUGGCAACAUUAUGUUAGAGGCACUCUGCUGCGGUCAUUUUCCUGUUUAUGCCGAUAUUACACGGUAUGGAUUACUAAAGAAAACAUCAAUUUCUGUGAAGAAUCAAUAACCAGAAAUAUGGUGUUUCAUAUACUUAGGAAAUAAAUAAUCACUAUUUUGACUUAGCUGGAUAAUUCAAGUAUAUGGUCUUGCUAACCAAUGUGUUGUUUUGAUUCUUGUUUAGAAUUGUGAAUUAAUAUUUUAGUAGCUUACUGGCGUGCUUCGUUAAUAGAAUUAUAAAUGUUUCAGCAGUUAGUGCAAGUCGAUAGAAUUAUAAAUUAAUAUACAUUAAAUAUCUGUGUAUUUGCUCCAUGUGUAGGUUGAUAAUUUGUAAAUUUGAUUACAUGUACUGACGAGCAAGUGAUCACCUGAAUUUAGAAGUGAGUAAACAUAUCAAAAUUUAAAUUAUCAAUGAAUAAAUCUAAUUCUGCCGUCUUUUUGAUGUAUCUGCUCAAUUUAAGAACACAUUUAAAGUGACAAUUAGAUAAAAUAAACACAGAAAAAGAUGUUUAUCGUGUUUGGUAGGUGAAAAAUAUUUUAUCUAUAUUUAGGAACAUAUAUCAGUUUCGAAAACUGACAUUAUUCAAAUGAAAUGAUGCCAUUCUGGAAUGUUAUAUAACUGUUGGUUCUAUGUAGUGACAUGGGUUGUCGCCCAAGCCGAAACUCUCUUGGUCGGAUAGCUGAUAGCACGUCAGAAUAUAACCGUUGCUAUAUUAAAGAACUGGACAAAGCUCGUCGAAAACAAAAGAAAAGCACACGCGGUGGACGCCGACGUACACCGACCUAUAAUGCAUUUUCAUCAACGACGAAAUGUUAUGAAAGAGACGAGGGUGCCUCUAAAAUCACCGUGCGAUUGUCCACGGAUGGGUCUAUGUUGGAAAUUGAACAGUAUGACAUCGAAUAUACUCCUACAUACAAUUUUAUAUCAGAAGCUUCCAAAGAAGACAGAGGAAUAGAAAUGAAACCUGUAGGCGGAGCGUCGACGUCGUUUGAAAGAUUUCAAAACAAGAGAUUUUCUUAUGGGCGAAGUGACAGUGCUCCAUUGCUUCUAACUGAUGUGGGAGAACCUAAAUCGACGAACUUUUGUAAAAAUAUUUACCCCGGGGCUGCUUGCAACAAUGACAACAUUCGGGAAUUGAACUCACCAGAUAUCAGCCACGACUCAAUAAGUGGUGCUACCUCUUGCGUUGACACUGGAGGUUUUACCCCUUCUGUAGUUGCUGUCAAUGUACAUAAAGACGAAGGACUUAAACAUGACAGAGAAACCAUGUUUACAAUAGAUCCUAAAUCUGUAAAUAGAGGUAUAUUAUUAGGAAAGUCAGAUCACAUGUGCGUUGGUCUACCUGAUAAUAAGACAGACAAGCCCGGAUUGCUCUCAAAUUCAGAAAACGAGCUGAACAGUAAUUGUAUCGGGGAUCGGAAGAAAAUAUUUGCACAAACGACCAAUAACCGAGACCAGUUUUCUGACUGCAAACAAAAUAUUUAUGGAAACAAACCAUUCCCAGGUGAUCACGAUUUUCAAGCAUGUGACUCAGAUACUUGUAUUUGUCAAAAAGAAAUACUUGAUAUGAAAUCAAAAUUAACAGAUGGUGCUACCUGUAAAUGCUUGUGUGAACAACAUGACAAAAGAAACUGUUUUGAAGAUGAUUGUAUGAAACAAGGAAAUCACAAUAAAGAAAUAAAUAGUAUUGUAACGGAUAGUCCUACUUUUAAAUUGGUGUCAAGUAACAAAUCAAAAUCUUUAAUGGCGGAAAAAGAAUGUCCUACUGAGUAUGAUACAUAUUUGGAAACGCAUGAUAUUGUGCGAAAUCAUAUACAUGAAGGCAAAAUCAAUAUCGCGGGAAAGAGAAUUGAAAACCAAAAUGCUUGUGAUCGAUUGUUGUCUUAUUGUUUCGUGUGCGAAAAAGAUAAAUGGAGAAACGAAGCGGCGCUUUGUGCUUACAUUAAUAAUAAAUGCCGCAGUUAUAGUCAGGAUUUUGGAAUGGAUUCAAACGCCAACGUUUGUUGUUGCAGACAAAAUUCAUCACAUGAACAUCAAAUAAGUUUUCCCAAGUUCCACAAUAAUACAGCAUUACAAGCAGACGACAAAUUUUUCCUAUCAUGCCAAACGGAAGUAAACGGCUCAAAUCAUCGUCUUACUAACAAGCAUCAUCCCACAAACGCGGAAAAUCCUAUUACUGUUGAUAUUGAUUUCUGUAAAGACAAACUAUGCCAUGAUUUGUUAGGUCAGCAGACCUUUACUCCUAAUGAACCUGGUGCAUUUGUAUCUGAUAAUUUGAAAUGUCCCGGAUCCUCGGGAAAAUCAAUGCACGCGCAUGCUGUGAAAGAAUGUCUUGAUAAUUUGUGUCUGGAGAACAUGAACAAAUACAAUUGUAUUGGCCACACAUGUAGCGCCAGUGAGAAGACUAAAAUCUCGAUUGAUAAUUUUGAAUCUGUUACCAUGGCAACUAAUGAUGUCUCCGAGACAACACUUCGAAAUGACGGACAAUUGAGAUGCUAUCGUCCUGUAAAUGCUGUCGAGGAAACAGAAUUUUCCAGAAGCGGGGACACCCGUAAUUGCUGUAACGAGUACACAGAAAACACUGACGAUGAUAUAUACCACGAUGCUUGUGGCUGUCAGCAAUGUACCUACGUCACAGCUACGUCACAAUGCCAUGAAUACACUGACUCAUUGGGGGAUGAAUCCGAUUACAUCACAAUCGAAAGUAACAUUACAUCGAAAGCCAACGAAAAUAAAAAUGUAACUAUUUGUAAUAUCGGUUGUUGCGAUUAUGAUUCGAUCAUCACUGGCGACAUUUGGCGAUACAAACAUAUCGACGUGAGUAAUGACGAUGGCGAAAAUGGCGAUUACGAUAGUGGUGAUUCUGACUCUAGUGGUGAUUACAGAGAUGAGGAAUAUGUUGAUGCCAUGGAAACGACCUACGUUUAGUUCUAAUAUAAAGACUGUUUGCAGUGUAAUUAUUGUAUGGGUGUAUACAGAAAAAAAAUUGAGACUUACAUGAUUUCGUUGAAGUGUUUACAGAUUGGCGCAUGUUUCCGAGAGCAUGUAGACCGUUUCAAGAGCCAUAUAAAACUAAAUCACAAAACAGUUUGAUUUUGCUACCGUUUAAACAAAGCAUAAUCGUAUAUACUGACACAGGCUUUGUCAGGAUGAAGCCUGCAGCAAAGAAAAUUAGGUUUACAUAAAAACGCGCAGUAUUUUGUAUUUACGUGAACGGAUUCUGCAAGAAGUUAACAAUGUUAAUGAUGCUUUUUCUUUUAAAUCAACUGUUUAUAGGCUGGUAAACUCGAGCUAUAGUUUUUAAGAUAGCAGCAGUGGGCAUUCACGAAAUCCUUACAAAAUAUUUCCAAUUAUCGAAGGAAUGUUCAUAGUGGGUAUCCCAUUUUCUGUUCAAUGAGCAAAUGCCCAACGGGGUUAAUGUUACAAAUACCGUUUGAAAGUGUGACAGAAAACCUGAAUGACAUGUGAUUAAACAUAGAUCUAUUAUUUCGGACCGCAAAAACGGUUAAAUAAUAAAUAGUUGGCAAGAAAAGGACAAGAAAGAUCGAUUAUUUUAAAUUAAAUAAAAUUCUACACACGCCUUUCUUAAAUUCAAAAUAUCUGAUAUAGCAAAUACCGGUACUCAUUUCGCCUAUCAGAACUGUUACUGAAAUUUCGUUGUAUAGAUAGGUAAUUGUAAUCGCCUACGAACUGGUUUGAGAGUUAUUUAUCUUAUCCGCGACCGUUUGAAGCGUAAUGCUGGAUAGCAGUUUCUGCGGGACCAACAAGUCACCCUCCCCAUCCACCGCAUCCGUGUCCCUAUGACUUCUUUGUUAUUCAUGUACUGAUAAGAUGUUUGCUAAUCGUCGCUACACACCAAAAAAUAAAACACACAUGGCAUUACUGUGUAUCGGUAUCUGCACAGAGUAUACCAGUACUUUCAGGUCAUUGAUAUCUCUUUCUGUUAAGGACAUUGGUAGAAUUGGCCGUAAUUUAGCUUUUACGCCAAUCUCAAAAAUUAUUCGGAUACUCCUCGGAACCAUCGUGUAUAUUUGAUGUUUAUAACAAUGUCACAAUGUAGAUUCUUCUCGGCGAUAUAUAGCCGUUUUGUGUCAAUUUGAUCAAACUCAUAUAUUCAUGUGUUUCUAUAAUAUCAUUAUGUGGAUAUCAACAUUUUUUUUGAACUGCAUUUUAAUUUUAUGACAAACUGAGAUAAAUCAUUUUCAAAAUGUGAUAGAAAUUGUAUAAUACUUUAGUAUGCUACUCAAGAAAGCAUUUCGUUUCGUUCAAUUUAUUUUAUAAUGUGGUAAAAAUGGUAUGUUAGAAAAAAUAACCUACCACUAGUUGUCAAUGCAGAUUUGAUGUUUGGUAACUGUUUCGACGGCAACUCGACAGAGCCUUGUUACAACAAAACAGUUUAAAUUACCCUUGAACCGGAUAUUCCUACCAGUGAUAGAUUAUUACACCGGACUGACAUUUUUGGCGAUUUUACCCACGUGGCAAAACCCAUGUGGCAACCCACGUGCCAGAUGACAACUAACGAGUCGGGCAUUAAAAUGCAAUUAAAAUCAAACACCUUGAUAGCUGUUCUUUUACGGAUAAAACAUAACAGAACGCUACAAACGAAAAACUAAACUGACCCUUUGUUGUUGUGCUAUAUUAAAUCGUCAUGACGGAACUUCUGUUUAUUUAAUUUGUUUCCCGCGCUUUAUUAAAAAAAAUCUACUUAAAAGAAAGACGGCUACUACGAAAGUAUCUUGUUUUGCUUCAUUUAUUCUAUAAUGUACUAAAAUAUGGAAUGAAAGAAAAAUAGUACGAAGGUGCUGUUUGUAGAUGGGAAUAUUCUGUUCUCGGCAGAGCCUCGUUAUCACUUAAUGUAGUUCUGCACGUUUGGGUCGAAUUUUUUUAAACCCUGAUCUUUUAAAACUUCAGAAUAUACUUAGGAAAUUCAGCAAAUAGAAAUGAUCUGGUCGUGCGCUUUUUUGUUGGACUGAUUUGAAAAAUGUCGACCUCGUACAGUCUUUCAUAAUGGGAGCCUAUGAGAAAAUCACAACUUUCAUAACAUUUUCGCGAAUAGAAUUGUUUCUACAAUGUAGAUUUUAAUGAAACCUCUCAUAGUCGUAAAUAAACAUAUGGUCAGUAAUGUGGUAAAUAAAAUUUAUAGGUCUGUAUGCUUAUAUUUGAGAUAUUUAACCAUGAUUAAAGUGAAAUGCAUAUUUCAAGCUAAUUUUUAGACAUUAUUAAAAUUAUCUAACGUGUCAGAUGUUUUAAUACAGUGCCUUUAUAAUAAAGUUACUCACGGGCGUUGUCAUUAAUUCAUAAAAUGUUUUUCAUAUAGGUACGCCGAAUCCAUCAUUAUUCUACGUUUUCCGGAUAAAUGACGUUACGCUAUCACUUACGGUAUACCAAACGUGCAGAAUUACCUUAAACAAUCACCCUCCAAUCGGAUAUUCCAAUCUUCAUCUUCGACCAGUGUCAGAUUAUUGUAAUUUGCGACUGUAAAACUUUUACGUCUGUUGUUUUAGACAAGAACUCUUUACACAUAUAUUUCUGGUAACAUCUCUGACACCUGUAACUCAUAUAUGCGUAAAGUCGAGAACAUUAAAGGGAGAGUUUCACUAUAUUUAUCACUGUGAAUUCAUAUAUUAUAAAAAAUUACUGUAUGUUUAAAAAUAUUAUAUUUACAAAUUUGAACUGGACAAUAGUCAAUUUUAUUUUUUAUAGAGAUCAGACGUAGAUAAAAUGAUUUGUUAAUUAUGUUAUAUAUGUUGAAUUAAAAGUAAAUUGUUGAU
Molecule: messenger RNA, 6077 nt
Organism: Mercenaria mercenaria
Lineage: Eukaryota; Metazoa; Mollusca; Bivalvia; Venerida; Veneridae
Exons: 2
Coding region: 946-3234 (762 amino acids)
Source: RefSeq, a predicted model, not a curated record